AAACAAACAAAAGACAAACGAAUAACAUUGGCUGCUGUUAUCACGAGUCCUCAGUGUCAUCACUCGGAUUAGAGAUACUCAACCUCAAAGAGAGCAAGAGAGAGAGAGAGAGAGAGAGCGAGAGAGAGAGAGAGAAAGAGCGAGAGCGAGAGAGAGAGAGAGAGAGGGAGACAGAGAGCAGAUGUGACAGCAGCAGCCCUGCUCCAAGUUUGCAGCUUUCAGGGAGAAGCGGGGGGGUUCAUCUAUUUUAGGUUGACAGAGUACAGUUUCAUGCUGAGGCUAUAGAGAACAAGUCACACACUCCCACGGAGAAACACGUAUCCUGACCCGGAUUUACGCGCACUCCGUCAAACCCAUGAGGGAUAUAGACUGAAGAAGACAGACAAGAGCGAAAUGUCGGGACGACAGGAGACGUUAUUCCUCAUCAUCUUCCAUCUCCACGCGUGGAACAGGCCCACGGCUCAAGCCAUUCACCCGGACUGCGCCAUCAUCGCCCAGCACCACAGGGCUCGGGAGCUGUGCAGCCUGACCCGGAGAAGCGAAGCGCAGAACCAGAGCGACCGGAGCGGCUGUAAAACAGAGUGGGACCAGAUCGGAUGCUGGCUCAGGGCUGACGCAGGGCAGGUGGUCAACGUGUCCUGCUCCCAAGUCUUCCAGCAUUUUUCCAGCAACCAAGGCUUCGUUUUCAGGAACUGCACGGCGGACGGCUGGUCGGACACGUACCCGCCCUACGAGGAGGCCUGCGUCUUCAGCGACGACAGCGAGCCCGAGUCCGAGACCACUUACCUGUCCACCUUCAGGCGCGUCUACACCGUGGGCUACGCCACGUCGCUCAUCUCCCUCAUCACAGCCAUAGUCGUCUUCACAGCCUUCAGGAAAUUCCGCUGCACGAGAAACUACAUCCACGUCAACCUGUUCUCCUCCUUCGUCCUGAGAGCCAGCGCCGUGUUCAUCAAAGACGCCGUGCUGUUUGCAGACGAGACGCUGGACCACUGCUCCAUGUCCACGGCGUCCUGUAAAGCAGCCGUGGCCUUCUUCCAGUUCAGCAUCCUGGCCAAUUACUUCUGGCUGCUGGUGGAGGGCAUGUACCUGCAGACGCUGCUGGCGCUGACCUUCGUCUCUCAGAGGAAGUAUUUCUGGUGGUACAUCCUGAUCGGAUGGGGGCUGCCGUCAACAGUCCUCAUACUUUGGGUUCUAACCAGAUUUUUCUACGACGACAGGGGUUGCUGGGACGACACAGACAACGUUGGAAUUUGGUGGAUCAUCAAAGGGCCGAUAACGGCCUCGCUGCUGGUAAACAUUGUUAUCUUCGUCAACGUCAUUCGGAUUCUGGUUCAAAAGCUCAAAUCAUCCGCCAUGGCUGGAAACAACGACACCGGACACUUCAUGAGACUGGCUAAAUCCACCCUGUUCCUCAUUCCGCUGUUCGGGAUGCACUACACCGUUUUUGCGUUCCUUCCUGAGAACACUGGAGUCGCAGCCAGACUUUACAUCGAACUGGGACUGGGAUCUUUUCAGGGUUUUGUGGUGGCGCUACUUUACUGCUUCAUGAAUAGUGAGGUGCAGACAGAGCUGCGGAGGUGGCUGUGGAAGUGCCACAACCAAAACCACCUGACUCCGGCCAAGAGAAGCAUCACUCAGAUCACGAUCCGGGCCCACGGAGGGCUCAGACACCCCCCCUCCUGUGGAAACAUCUCCUCAGUGUGAUCUGAGAAACGGUCCAUGUGACGCGGGGCGGACGUCAGGCUGCAGUCCUUCAGGUGGAACCUGCUGACAUUCAGUCAGGAACGACGUCUGUGAGUCUGUAACAAACACCGGUGAGCGACGGAGGACGUGGGUUUAACACACGCUUGUCACCAAAAACCAAACCGAACGCACGCAGGGGUCAUUACACGGACGGAGCUGGAGCCGAGCGGCAGUUUACAGUUUGGACAAAAAUCAGAACACGCUGCGGAUUAAACGACGCCGUGAAUGUGACAGCACUUUUUCAGCCACUGAAAUCUGUGUUGGACUGAUGGAAUGUGUGAACGGAUCCAGGGAGCCGGGGUAUUUAUGGCAUAUUGGGGGUAAACUGUCUGAAGCUGCCGUCUGAUGUUACACUGUUAUUUUGAAGCACUGUCUGCUUGGAUGAGCCACCAUUGCAACAAUACUUUGGUCUUUGCGUUGUAAUUUUCAUGAACCCAUUGUCAGAUUAGAGAUGAUUAGUGAUGAUUGAUAGGAGUCAGAUUUCUUCUUAAAAUGACAAUGCUAAUUCCUUUGGCGUUGAGUUGUUGGAUGAUUCAAACUUAGAGCAAAAGUGUAACUGUGAAUGUGUAAUACUGUAAUUCAUGUUCCAUGAACACUGAGCCUUUUAGCAAGGGCUAACGUUGAACCUUGGCAUCAUUGUGUUAAUGCAGCAGUUUAUGUACUGUUUACAUCUAUGUCUAGAAGAAAAGAGCGGUAGGUUGGAUAUAGAACCAACAGAACGGGACAGACGUUCAGCGACCUUGAUUUGAACCACUAUUGUGUUUUUAUUGUGUUGUGGGGCACUUUAAUAAAUUUCACUCAUUUUCCAAACCUCCAAGUAAGCCAAGUAAACUAAGCUUUCUGGGCUAAACCAUAGAUUUUCCUAGGUUCCAUUUUAAUACAGUGUAUUUUAAAACCCUUUGUCUUUGACAAAGACAAACUAUAAAAACAUUUCUGACCAAAUCCCGACUUUAUGGCACCACAACUUCUACACCCGUCGACUCUGACAACAGAACAAGUGGAAAUGUGUGUCCCCAAGAUGUUGGAUUAUCAUUAGAUCAUCCUGUUUUACCUUUGAAGGCAUGAACUGAUUCAUCAAACCAGUGAAUCCUAAGUUCACCUCUGUUUGUGGCAAAUCUGACCAGGCUUCCUGAGGAUAUUGGGAUCAGAUGCUGCAGGAAGGCACUCGUCCAUCUGCAACGUGGUAGAGAAAAAUACGUCGUAUUAGUGGAUUUUUCUUUUCAUGAACAACUCAAAACUAUGGUUCCCUUUAGAAACAAUAUGAUUUCACAUAGCACUUUAUUUUACAGUGAAUAAAUAACUGUUUCUUACAUAGAUUUAGUUAAGGCUGAUGUAGUUACUGUAUGCCAAUGCUAAGAAUAAAGAAUAAAUAGUUUAAUGUC
This is a messenger RNA of Betta splendens (Siamese fighting fish), 3128 nucleotides long. RefSeq names its product growth hormone releasing hormone receptor a (gene ghrhra). The record is from RefSeq and is a predicted model, not a curated record. The transcript is spliced from 13 exons. Gene Ontology annotation, biological process: cell surface receptor signaling pathway; adenylate cyclase-modulating G protein-coupled receptor signaling pathway. Gene Ontology annotation, molecular function: vasoactive intestinal polypeptide receptor activity; peptide hormone binding; G protein-coupled peptide receptor activity. Gene Ontology annotation, cellular component: plasma membrane. Bases 394 to 1707 code for a protein of 437 amino acids. NCBI's taxonomy places the organism in Eukaryota, Metazoa, Chordata, Actinopteri, Anabantiformes, Osphronemidae.